Molecule: messenger RNA, 2396 nt
Organism: Oncorhynchus nerka (sockeye salmon)
Lineage: Eukaryota; Metazoa; Chordata; Actinopteri; Salmoniformes; Salmonidae
Product: lecithin retinol acyltransferase-like
Exons: 2
Coding region: 937-1692 (251 amino acids)
Biological process (GO): retinol metabolic process; vitamin A metabolic process
Cellular component (GO): rough endoplasmic reticulum
Molecular function (GO): phosphatidylcholine-retinol O-acyltransferase activity
Source: RefSeq, a predicted model, not a curated record
ACACACACACCAUAUGUGAAUACUUAAUACAUUGCUUUCUUGCGCUGCAGAGAAGGAUAGCUGCCAUGCUACGGGUUCCUUACCAAUUUUGUGUGAUGUUUUAGCGCUGAUCUUAACUCUUUUUUUUGUUGUAUACAUACAUUUUCCCCCAUAAUUUCCUAUCAACAAAAACAACUUCUGGACAUCAGUGAUCACUAACCUCGGUUUGGAUAAAGAAUUCUACUUCAACGAGUUGGCGGCUGAGGAUGUUCAUAUCAGACCAAAGAACAGAACUCUGCGGGACAGAAUUAUAGAACAUAUCAGACCAAAGAACAGAACUCUGCGGGACAGAAUUAUAGAACAUAUCAGACCAAAGAACAGAACUCUGCGGGACAGAAUUAUAGAACAUAUCAGACCAAAGAACAGAACGCUGCGGGACAGAAUUAUAGAACAUAUCAGACCAAAGAACAGAACUCUGCGGGACAGAAUUAUAGAACAUAUCAGACCAAAGAACAGAACUCUGCGGGACAGAAUUAUAGAACAUAUCAGACCAAAGAACAGAACGCUGCGGGACAGAAUUAUAAAACAUAUCAGACCAAAGAACAGAACUCUGCGGGACAGAAUUAUAAAACAUAUCAGACCAAAGAACAGAACUCUGCGGGACAGAAUUAUAAAACAUAUCAGACCAAAGAACAGAACUCUGCGGGACAGAAUUAGUUGUGAUCUGCAUGUCCACAGUAAGAAGUCAACAAGCCUUUAGCCCUACAAGUGUCACUCAGAACACCUACUACGUGACUAAUCUGCUCUCAAACAGCAGCCAAUCGGUUCCUCGGUUCCCUCACGACGUCACUGAGGGCCCCUCGUUGAAACUGACCGCGACCUGAAGAUGAUAGAGGAACGUGAGGCGAGGAGGACAACGUCCCGAAAAACAAGGACAAGGAAUCUCCUCCAAUAAAAAUGUUGAAUUCGCUCACAUUACUCCUGGAAAAAGUGUUCUUCCUCACUCACCUCAAUGCCUUCCGGCCCAGUUUGUUGUUUUCAGACACAGACAGAGCGAGGGAGAAGAAGAGAGUUACACAUCACUGCGAGAAUGAGGGGUGGAGAGAGAGAGUCCCGGAUACCUCCGCCGGGGCCGCACUCCCAGAGUCCAUAUACCAACGGGGAGACUUGCUAGAAGUGCCCCGGACUCUAUUCACUCAUUUUGGCAUCUAUUUAGGAGACAACCGGGUGGCCCAUCUGAUUCCGGAUAUCUUGCCACUCUUUACAACGGACAAGCGUUCAAUCCAGGCGAUGGUAACAAACAAACGCUUAGUUCUCGGAGUUUUAUCCAAGAGCGCCAGCAUUCGGGUGGAUACCGUUGAGGACUUUGCGUAUGGAGCAUCAAUUCUUCUGAACGCUAUGGACACUACCGUGCAGAAACGACCGUUGGAUGGCGAAGAGAUCGCGAGUAGAGCGGAGAAACUGGUUGGGAAGAUACCGUACAGCUUGCUUUGGAAUAACUGUGAACAUUUCGUUACUUAUUGCCGGUAUGGCAUUGCAAUCAGCAUUCAGACUGACAAGUUCUGUGAUUGGCUGAAAUCUGUCAUCCGGGAUCACAGGAGUGUUCCGCUGACGGCGUUCCUGGGAAUUCUGUCUGUGGUCUAUCUAGGAAUGUCGUCCUACACCGCCAUACCCACCCUCCUCAUCCCCUUCACCCUCUGGAUGGCUGGCUGAUUCUGGACUUGGAAUGAUGGAAUUGUAUAAUAUGUAUUGAAGUGUAUGUGCUGUGUUUUAAAUGGCUCCAGAAAUGGGCAGCAAUGACAGCAUUAUGACAGCAUUAUGACAUCACUAUGACAGCAUAAUGACAACAUAAUGACAACACUAUGACAGCAUUAUGACAACAUAAUGACAACACUAUGACAGCAUAAUGACAACAUAAUGACAACACUAUGACAGCAUAAUGACAGCUUUAUGACAGAAUUAUGACAUCACUAUGACAGCAUAAUGACAGCAUUAUGACAUCACUAUGACAGCUUUAUGACAGAAUUAUGACAUCACUAUGACAGCAUAAUGACAUCACUAUGACAGCAUAAUGACAGCUUUAUGACAGAAUUAUGACAUCACUAUGACAGCAUAAUGACAACACUAUGACAGCAUAAUGACAACACUAUGACAGCAUAAUGACAGCACUAUGACAGCAUAAUGACAACAUUAUGACAGCACUAUGACAGCAUAAUGACAACACUAUGACAGCAUAAUGACAACAUUAUGACAGCAUAAUGACAGAAUAAUGUUACACUACUCAGAACACUUAAAUACCGGUCAUUAACAGUUUCUGUACCCAUCUCUAACCAUGAACACUUUGCACAGAAUGUAUUUUUCACAUCGUAACAACUUUAUACUGUAUUUUUUAUGUAAAUAAAUACCUGUACAUUGUA